UGGGUGAGGAUUGGAAGGGGCAGCUGGCGCAGGGAGGGGGAAAAGGGGGGAGGGACGGGUGCAGCCAAAGUACCCCGGCGAGGAGGGGAGUUUGCGCCGCCAGUGGAGCCCGCCGAGCCGGGGCAUGGUGCAGAGCUCCCCCGGGCUGCGGAGCGCGGAGCGGCGGCCAGGGCAGCGCAGCGGGGGAUGGAGAGAGCUGCGAGCGUUGGUGGUCGAGCCGGGAAUGAGAGCGGCAGGACUGCGCAAGGGAGGUCAAGGAAAUCUCAAGAAGCCAGCCAAUCAAAAACCCUGUAGGGAUGCUGUAAAGCCAGGUGACUCUGGGAAGGUGGCUGAAUGUUAAAGAUGGCAACCCAAUACAACAAUGAACUGAAAUGUGUUAGCGUAGAGUGGGACUUCCUUCAAGGACUGCUCGUAAAGAACCAACCUGUCCCUUGCCUGCAGGCCCUACGGAAAGAGAAGUCUCGCAAUGCUGCCCGAUUCCGACGAGGCAAGGAGAACUUUGAGUUUUAUGAGUUGGCGAAGAUGCUCCCGUUACCGGGAGCCAUCACGAGCCAACUUGACAAGGCUUCCAUCAUCCGGCUGACCAUCAGCUAUCUCCGCAUGAGAGACUUCGCCAACCUGGGGGACCCCCCUUGGAACCUACGGAUCGAGGGGCCCCCACCUAACAUCUCUGUAAAAGCAAUAGGAACUCAGCAGCGGAGAAGCCCCACUUCCCUGGCUAUUGAACUGUUUGAACAGCACGUGGGUGGACAUAUCCUACAGUCCCUGGAUGGUUUUAUUUUUGCACUAAACCGAGAAGGAAAAUUUUUAUACAUCUCUGAAACCGUCUCCAUCUACCUGGGGCUGUCACAGGUGGAACUAACAGGCAGCAGCAUCUUUGAUUAUAUUCACCCCGGGGAUCACGUUGAAGUGGCGGAGCAGCUGGGGCUGAAACUGCCAAGCAGCCGUGGUCACAGCGCCCAAGCCCCUACUGAGGACGGGGCAAGUUCGACGUCUUCCUCCUCACUGGCCGAGACCCCCGAGCCAGAGUCCGCCAGCCCCGGCCUCCUUUCCGAGGACGCAGCGUUGGAACGAACGUUCUUUGUCCGCAUGAAGUCAACAUUGACCAAACGAGGGGUCCACAUCAAAUCUUCAGGAUACAAGGUUAUUCACGUCACUGGUCGCCUGAGGCCGCGGAUAUCUCUGCCCCACGCCCGCGCCGUUCCCACCAAGUUCAUGGGGAUGGUGGCUCUGGCCCACACACUCCCUCCUUCCACCAUCAACGAGGUCCGCAUCGAGUGCCAUAUGUUCGUCUCCAGGGUCAGCCUUGACCUGCAGAUCAUCUACUGUGAGAACAGAAUCUCGGACUACAUGGACUUGUCCACAGCGGACGUGGUGGGGAAAAACUGCUAUCACUUCAUUCACGCUGAGGACGUGGAAGGGAUCAGACAUAGCCACCUGGACUUGUUAAACAAGGGCCAGGUGGUCACCAAGUACUACCGCUGGAUGCAAAAGAAUGGGGGUUACAUGUGGGUCCAAUCCAGCGCCACCAUCUCGAUCAACGUCAAGAAUGGGAACGAGAAGAACAUCAUCUGGGUGAACCACGUGCUGAGCAAACCAGAGCUUCGAGACACUCCAAUGGACAUCUCGCAACUCCCGCUGUCGUCCAGCAAAGCUUCGAAACAACUGGAGUUAUCGGAUUCAGAGUCCGACUCCCGGGAACACAUAGGGAGCAACAACCCAAAGGCCACGGGGAAGGUGAGUGGCUUGGAGGUGAGCAGCGAGGCCCGCUCGGAGGCCUGGAAGCGGCCCGGGAGCCAGUCGGAGGAGGAGAUGACCUCGGCCAAAGACGACAGUGACUCCAGCCUGUCGGACAGCGAGGAGCCAAGUGGUGGCGGCAGGAGGAGCUUCGUCCUGUCCCGGGUCAAGCGCAUGAAGGUGGAGGGCCAGGCCGAGGGAGGGCAUCGGGGCUCGGGCCCCAGCGACGGAGGCACGGGCAGCUCAGAAGAGGAGGCCGGCGGCCCGGCGGCCAGGCACCAGUACCCCAAGAGGAGGAAGAGGCUGAGGGAAGGCCCGGGGCCUCGGGGCAAGGCGCCGGCGCCGCCCGAGCGCGCCCCCACCCUCAAGGUCAAGACUGAGGCCACCCAGCCCGUCAGCUACGAGGGCCACAGCUCGGUGUGGGACUACCCGCCCCCGCCCGAGCGGGAGGCGGCCUACCGGGCGGCCAAGGCCCCGUCCGCCGCCUCCGACCACUUUGGCCCCCCCGAGCCCGCCCUCAGCCCGCCCGGGGCCGCCGAGAACCCUGGUGGGAGAAAGACGCCCUUCGGCCCAUCCCCCCGGGCCGCGCCGGGCGCCUCCUCUGACGCCCUAUCACCGCCGCCGCCGCCUCCCGCCGACGACAAGGCCGAGGUCCUGGCCUUGGCCCAGGCCCAGGCCCCGCCGCCCUCCAGCCUGUACGCUGCCAGCACCAUCCGCUACGCCCCGGCCGACGUGGCCUUGGCCGUGCCCGGCAACCUGCUGCCCGCCGCCCACGCCAUCAACUUCGUCGACCUCAACGGCCCGGCGUUCGGGGCCGAACAGAAGGCCCAGGUGGAGAUGAUCUACCACCACGUCCAGCGCCUCAACAUGGCGGCCAACCCUUUUGGCGCGCCGGCGGCCGGACUCGCCCAGGUACCGGCCGGCAGCGUCUUCACCACGGCCGAGGCCCUCUUCUCCACCCUGCCCUUCCCCAUGAACGCCGGCACCAUCCACCCCCCACAGGCUCUGGAUCGCAAGGACGACUGAUGCCGGGUGUCCAUCGAGGGGAGGAUCCCUCCAUCCAACCAGCCUUGAGACAAUGGACCUGGUCCUGUUGGGUUUUGGUUUAUCUCCUUUUAUUUCCCUCCCCCCACCCCCCCCCCUCCCUUUUACUUUAACCAAACUCCCAGCUCUUCCCUCCCACCCCAAUCCCAGAGGCUAGCACUUAUUUCCCUUUGCUCUUGGUCCAAGUCUACAUUGGAAGCAGAACAUUGGGGGUGGAUGGUAGGGGGGAGGUGGUCCAAGUGGAGAUUGGUUGGCGUCUCGCCCCACUUGGCGACAGGAAUGGGCCGACUGUUGGA
This is a messenger RNA of Pristis pectinata (smalltooth sawfish), 3077 nucleotides long. RefSeq names its product neuronal PAS domain-containing protein 3-like. NCBI's taxonomy places the organism in Eukaryota, Metazoa, Chordata, Chondrichthyes, Rhinopristiformes, Pristidae. The transcript has 12 exons. Gene Ontology annotation, molecular function: DNA-binding transcription factor activity, RNA polymerase II-specific; protein dimerization activity; RNA polymerase II transcription regulatory region sequence-specific DNA binding. The record is from RefSeq and is a predicted model, not a curated record. Gene Ontology annotation, biological process: regulation of transcription by RNA polymerase II. Bases 334 to 2763 code for a protein of 809 amino acids.